CAUCAAGAACCUUGAUGUUAUUUAACAGCCUUGUCACUAGCCAGUGGUAUGUCCUCCAAUGCCUUAAAUCUUGGCUUCCUUCUGCAUCAGAUUUAGUAACUAAAGAAGCAUAAAUGAGUAAGCAAUAAAGGACUCAUAAAAGAAAGGGUCUUGAGUUCUCUGGUGCUGCUAUACCAGGGAAGUGGGGUCCCCACAGACCUGGAAAUUCUGGCCCCUCUUUCUCAACUGAGUACAAAUUGAGACGUCUGGGAUUGAUUUCCAAAGACUCAUGUUAUGUAAGGAAGCUACCAACAAGAGCAAGGAAAAGGAGCCAGGGAUAGCUCUUCCUCAGGGACACUUGGGAAUGUGGCUAUAGAAUUUCAGGGAUGUGGCUAUAGAAUUCUCAGUGGAGGAGUGGAAAUGCCUGAACCCUAUGCAGAGGGCUUUAUACAGGGAAGUGAUGUUGGAGAACUACAGGAACCUGGAGUCUGUGGGUAGCUCUUUAAAAUCCAUGAUGGAGUUCUCAUCAACAGGGCAAGGCAAUACAGAAGUGUUCCACACAGGGACUUUGGAAAGACAUGAAAAUUAUCACAGUGGAGAUUUUUGCUUCCCAGAAAUUGAGAAAGAUAUGCAUGACUUUCAGUUUCAGUGGCAAGAAAUUGAAAGAAAUGGCCAUGAAGCACCCAUGACAGAAAUCAAAGAGUUAACUGGUAGUACAGACCGACAUAAUCAAAGUCAUGCUAGAAACAAGCCUAUUAAAGACCAGCUUGGAUUAAGCUUUCAUUUGCAUCUGCCUGAACUGCACAUAUUUCAGACUGAAUGAAAAAUUGGUAAUCAAGUGGACCUGUCUAUCAAUGAUGCUUCCUCAGCUUCAACAUCCCAAAUAAUUUCUUGUAGGCUCAAAACCCAUAUUUCUAAUAAGUAUGGGAAGAAUUUCCUCCAUUCUUCAUUAUUCACACAUACAGGAAGUACACAUGAGAGAAAAACCUUUCCAAUGUAAUGAGUGUGGCAAAGCCUUUAAUUAUAGCUCACACUUAAGGAGA
This is a messenger RNA of Cercocebus atys (sooty mangabey), 1022 nucleotides long. Its product is annotated as putative protein ZNF321. The record is from RefSeq and is a predicted model, not a curated record. Lineage: Eukaryota; Metazoa; Chordata; Mammalia; Primates; Cercopithecidae. Gene Ontology annotation, biological process: regulation of DNA-templated transcription.